This is a messenger RNA of Sclerotinia borealis F-4128, 1191 nucleotides long. The record is from the annotation of a GenBank genome assembly. Lineage: Eukaryota; Fungi; Ascomycota; Leotiomycetes; Helotiales; Sclerotiniaceae.
AUGGGCGUACCAAAUCCCAACGUGGUACCUAUCAUAACUCCAGCUGGUAUCAGUGCUGAUGAAAUUGCCCUAUAUGAUCGUCAAAUUCGUCUCUGGGGUGUUCAAGCCCAAGAAAAGAUUCGAAAUGCCAACGUCCUCCUCAUAACCAUGAAAGCGCUCGCAAACGAAAUAGCCAAAAACCUCGUCCUCGCCGGCAUCCACUCCCUCACCAUUGUCGACCAUGCUCUCGUCACCGACGCCGAUCUGGGCGCUCAAUUUUUCGUAUCCGAUUCUGAUAUUGAGACGAAUCGCGCCCAGGCCGCUGCACCGCAGAUUAGGAAGCUGAAUCCGAGAGUUAAUGUCAUUGUGGAUAUGGAUGACAUCAGGAGCAAAGGUCCGCACUAUUUCAGCGCGUUUGAUAUUGUGAUUGCGACGGAUUUGGAUCCGGUGUCGUUGAACAUCAUUAAUACAGCUACGAGAAUUAAUCAUAAGCCUUUCUAUGCGGCGGGCGUUCAUGGAUUUUAUGGUUUCAUAUUCUCGGAUUUGAUCCAGCAUGACUAUGUGGUGGAAAGAGAACGAAGCAACAGGCCUACCCUUCUACAACCAGAAACACGCACACGAUGUGUAGUAGAUGUGAAGACGAAGAAGGAAAAUGGAAAAUCUAUGGAGGUUGUCACAAAGAGAGAGUUUUAUUCGACUUGGUUGCUGGCUAGCGAUGCAGCUACUCUGCCUGCAGAAUAUUUGAGAAGCAGACGUCGAUUGAAGGCAGUUACUCCAGUUCUAUCAUGUCUACGAGCUUUAUGGGAGUUUGUUGAGCUUCAAAAUGGUCGUUUACCUUCAACCAAAGAAGAUCUACAACUAUUCACCACCCUAGCGCAUAAGAAGCAUACAGCUCUAGGCCUUCCCGUUGAAACUUUACGUUCAGAAAUACUUCGAAGUUUCCUUCAAAAUCUAGGCAGCGAGAUAGCUCCUGUCACUGCGGUCCUGGGCGGUCAGCUGGCGCAAGAUGUAAUCAAUGUUCUUGGUCACCGACAGCAACCAAUCCAAAAUAUGGUGUUGUUCGAUGGAGAUACAAUGGAAGCACCAAUGUACGCUCUACAUCCCGAAGGCACUCUGGGUGAAGGUUUGCUGGAGUCGGGUGGAGACAUGCUCAUGAACGGCCAAGUGGUGGCGCAACAGACAUCAUUUCCACUAGAUGUAAUCGAGCUUUAG